This is a messenger RNA of Cydia splendana, 6574 nucleotides long. It is a transcript of the gene Herc4, whose product is annotated as probable E3 ubiquitin-protein ligase HERC4. Bases 237 to 3356 code for a protein of 1039 amino acids. Gene Ontology annotation, molecular function: ubiquitin-protein transferase activity; guanyl-nucleotide exchange factor activity. Lineage: Eukaryota; Metazoa; Arthropoda; Insecta; Lepidoptera; Tortricidae. The transcript is spliced from 19 exons. The record is from RefSeq and is a predicted model, not a curated record. Gene Ontology annotation, cellular component: cytoplasm.
UUGUCAAUUUUAUUAUGCGGUGAUCGGUGAUAAUGACGACUUUUCUCGAUUUAAAGUAAAUAAUGUUUUAUUUUCGUAAAGAACGCCGUAAGCAAAAUCAUUUCUGAAUAUAAAAGUAACUGAAGGAUACCAUAUUAUCUACCUCAUUUCUCAAUUGACUGAAUAUUUAUCGGUAGAGUUUUGGUAGAGGUUAUAUUUUAGUUUCUGGAAGUAGUUGAAGAGUGUAUUUACACGAUAUGUUUUGUUGGGGCAAUUCCACGCACCACGAAUUGUGUAUAGAAACAUCUCAGAACACAGAUUUGGUAUUAAAACCAACUUUCUCAAAAUGGUCAGAAAGUAACCACGUGCAAACAGUGACGGCAGGUGAAUUCCAUGCCCUUUACCUCACCAGCAAUGGCCAUUUAUAUUCAUGUGGAAAUAAUGAUGUUGGACAACUCGGCAGGCAUACUAGCUCUCCUGAUGGAUCCUAUCCCGCUCUAGUAGAAGCAUUCAAAGGCUGCACAAUAUCAGCAAUAUCAUGCGGCAUGCAGCACUCGAUGGCCCUGGACGAAUGGGGACAGCCAUUCAGCUGGGGCUCUGACAUAUUAGGACAACUUGGGAGUAACCUAGGCUCACAUGCCCAGGAUAAACCUAAGAUAGUGAAGUCUUUGGCUACGAGAAAUGUUAUACAGAUUGCGUGCGGAUCUUAUCAUUCUUUAGCUUUGACAAAUAAUGGUGACUUAUAUGCGUGGGGUGCUAACACAUACGGCCAAUGCGGCCUAGGAACUGUGACGAAUAAAGAGCUAACGCCUCAACACAUCGCGUCGUUGCAAGGCGUACCCAUCGCCAUGAUUGCUUGUGGUAGCAAUCACACUUUCGCGUUGACCAAAUCAGGAGCAGUGUACGGAUGGGGGAAAAACUCACACGGUCAGCUAGGUCUACAGGACAGAGACAACAGAUGUUACCCGACACACUUGAAAGUAUUACGGAAUUCUAAAGUAUGUCACAUAGCGUGCGGGGAAGAUUUUACGGUGUUUUUAACGUUAGAAGGCGGCGUGUUUACAUGUGGCACUGGAGAAUACGGUCAGACGGGGCACGGAGCUACUAAAAACGAACUAGUGCCUAGAAAGGUCAUGGAACUCAUGGGUAGCACAGUGACUCAGAUCGCAUGUGGGCGGCGGCACUUACUGUGCCGCGUCGGAGAGCGCAUCCUCGCCUGUGGCUACGGAGCUCGCGGUCAGCUCGGCUGUCCUAACUUGUCUCUCGCGCUGUUGCCCACGCCCGUGCCCUUCACACCUGGUGAUUCACCGUUCUCGCAAGACCUGUUCAGAGGUCCAAUGAAAGUGUACGCCGGCGGUGACCACAGCUUCCUAGUGGUGAACGGUGACAAGUCGCUGGACACGGACUUUAGGGUUCCGGACCAUAAUAAGCAGGUGCUGACGUUGAAUUUGCCGAAGUUGGCCGCUUGUGAGAUGUUUAAGGAUGAAGAUGUAGUUAAUCAAGAAUUGAUGGCGUACUUAGAAACGGUGUUCGGCGCAGCGGCCUGUAUCAACGGCUCGUUCCUGCUAGCCGAUAAUAACCACUAUGGCUGUAAUAAGAAGGUCCACGGAGUAGAUCUAAAGAAAGCGGAGGAAGCCUUCACGCUUAUAAGCAGGAUUGAGAACUCUUCUAUUAAAGAGCUGAUAUUCAGUCACUUGACCGAGAGCGUGAUAAAGAAGAUCAAAGUGUCGCCUCCAGACGCCGAGGCUCUUAGACUAUUCAUGAUUCUACCGCUCUACCAUGAGAUGAGGAACCCUAGGCGGCAUACGGAGCUACAGGGCCCGUUUGCAGAAGCGUUCAACAAACUAUCCAUAUAUCCUCAACGCAUCGUCAAUCUAUGGUGGGAACAAGAGAGCAUCGAUUACUUCGAGAUGCUCGUCGACAUCUUCAAGAGCGUCAUCGUUUAUGAGCUGAUGCAACCUAAUGUUAGAGCGAAUAAGAAACUUUACUUCAGUCACAGCCUAGUUCAAAUGUUAAACACGUUGUCUUCCCUCAACAAAAUCAACUUCUCCAACCCGAAGAAACCAAAGAUACCCGCCGAAUGCUUCUACAUCGAAGAUCUAUCAAACUAUGUUGAUAUUGCUACGGACUACAUUAAUUGGUUGGCGGAUCAGGAAUCAUCAUCACCUCACAUGUGCAACUACGCGUUCCUCUUCGACGUCCAAUGCAAGUCCCUCCUCCUAAAGAUCGACCAGCAACUCCAAAUGCAGAUGGCCGUGACGCGGGCUGCGACACAAAUAUUCACAAGGAUAUUCAUGGAUCCCGGCUAUGAGUUCCAGAGAGACCAGUUUCUAAAUCUAACGGUGUCGAGGAACCAUAUAGUGAGGGAUACUAUGCUGCAAAUCAGUAAUCAUGACAGCUCGCAGUUAAAGAAACCACUAAAAGUAGAAUUCGUUGGCGAGGAAGCGGAAGAUGCCGGCGGCGUCAAAAAGGAGUUCUUCCUGUUGUUGCUCAAGGAAAUAUUCGACCCCGUCUACGGCAUGUUCAAACAGUCCGAAGAAACCAACAUGAUAUGGUUCUCCAAUAACCCUUUUGAAGACGACGUUAUGUACUACUUGAUAGGUGCUAUCUACGGUCUGGCCAUCUACAACUCCAUAAUAAUCUACGUGCCGUUCCCGCUGGUGUUGUACAAGAAGAUUCUGGGCGAGUCCAUCAUGCUGGACGACCUUUCCGACCUCUAUCCCACGCUUGCCAAUAGUCUCAAGAGCCUACUGGAAUAUCCCGAUGAGGAUGUGGAAGACGUAUUCAGCCUAUGCUUCGCCGUGAACACGGUAGUGUUCGACCAAAUCCAAGUUCACCCUCUGAAAGAGAACGGCGAAAACAUAUCAGUCACUCACGAGAAUAAAGCCGAAUACGUGGAGCUGUACGUCGACUUUCUACUCAACAAGUCCGUCGAGAAUCAGUUCAAGGCGUUCAAUCAGGGCUUUCAAAAGGUGUGCGGCGGCAGGAUAAUAAAGCUGUUCAGGUCCCACGAGCUCAUGUCCGUGGUGAUCGGCAACGAGGAGUACGACUGGGACCAGUUCGAGGCCAACUGCGAGUACAAGAACGGGUACUCGCACACCGACCAGCAGGCCAGAUGGUUUUGGGAAGUUUUCCAUGAGCUGUCCUUGGAAGAUAAGAAAAAGUUCCUACUAUUCUUGACUGGUAGCGAUAGAGUUCCCAUACAAGGCAUGAGAGAUAUCAAAAUCCGAAUCCAGCCAGUAGCCGACGACAGAUACUUCCCUGUAGCCCACACUUGCUUCAACCUGCUCGAUCUGCCGCGGUACAAGACCAAAGAGCGCCUCAAAUACCACCUGCUCCAAGCCAUCCAGCAGACGCAAGGCUUCUCCCUCGUCUGAUGUUGGUUAAAAACAAGUGAAAUAUCAACCCGAAGAAUGCGCUAACGCUCGGAGCGAAUUCGUUUUACGCUCACCAUGGUACCGUCGACUACGUGGUAAGGUCAAAGACCGUCUACAGGAUCUUUCGUCGCUUUUAGCUCUUGCGUUUCUUUUUGUUAACUGUACAUCGGUGGACGUCUUAUGCCUUUUGUAACAAGGUCCACCGAUGUACAGUUAGGAGUGUUGCUGUUUGUACAAACUACACUUACAGAAGAUCGGUAGAGCAGAAGAAGUGAAGCUCUUACUUUAUGACUGCGUCUGAGCGACGUACGCAUACAAAUACGAGAGUUAUUACCCUAAGGCGGUCUUCUCUGCAAUACAUUUUAUAUGCCCGUCUUCUCUACAUUGACCUUAUCGUAAAAAAUGUUAGUCCUAUGCUUCCAGCGUCAGCGUCGAACGAAUUCGCUCAGAGCGGUUUUUUGCAGUUAAAUCAGAGUGUCGGAAGGUAACGCAGUUGCAAAUGCCGUUUUGAAUAAGUUUUAUAUCCUUUUUGUAAUUUUAUUGUUUUUAGACUAAAGGUACCAUGUUGUCGGUCGCCAGUGAACAUGAUAUGUGUUACGCUAUGCAGUGUAAUGUAAACGUUACUAAACUUGGAAGAAAUAGACGAUAAUAUAUCUUAUUGUAUCUACAUACUCCUUUUUCACUACCGACAAAGUGGUACCUUUUUUUGCAAAUCAGUCAUUUAUGUUUUCGCCAGAAUAUAUUUUUAUAGCCAAUAUUUUUUCAUUUUAUAUAAAUAAUUAUACAUACUUAAGUUAGUUCGGUUUCCUUCCGAUGUCCAUUGCAAAGGAACAAUAAAUGUUGAAAUGUACGUAACGCGAGAACAAUCAUUUUGGUUAUAUUGAGAUUAAGGUGUAAUAUUCGGGAGCGUUCCAUACAAAUUCAGCAGGAAACUUCAGUUUCCACACACAAUAACAUAAUAUUGUUUGUUUGUAUGUUUUGUUUGAUAAAAUAAAUAAUAAUUGUUAUUUGUUGACUGAAUGGAAUGUUAUUGGUUCGUUAUACCUAAAGGGCUAGUACACCUGGGCAAAUUAAUGUCGCCGAGACAUGACAAUUCUGAUAUCUUACCGUAAUAAGUAGAAUAUGAGAAGUUAGCGUAAAAAAUUGUCACAACAUACACCGAUUUUGCCAUUCUUAUGAUUCCACUAUGUUGGUUGCUAAUAAAGACAAAAAACAAGUCGAAAACGGUCGUGGGCUUAAGGAUACUUCAAGAGUAAUACUUUUUGAUAUCGGUUUCGAGAUUUGCUUCUUUAAAAUACUUACACAUUAGAGAAAAAUGCUGAUAGUUCUGCAGAUAUGGUCCUAUAACAUCUAUAUAGCGUCCCACCAUCCAUACUAAAUUAUAUUGUUCUUUUAAAACAUAAUAAUUUCAAUUCUAAUUUUCAAUACGAUUGAUUAAAAUUUCGAGUGCUAUAUUUUUGUAUGGUACGCCGAUAGAGGAGAAUGAUAACCGACAAAGUGGUACCAUUUUAGUAUGGAAUGAUAUAUAUUAUAGAUAAGUAUAUUAGUGCUGGCCCUUUUUAACGCAAUCACUGCCAGGGGGCGUGGCCUAGGAACAAACUUGUAUGACGGUGGACGUACGCACAUGUGCGUCGGGGGCAGUGAAUGUGUUAAAUUAAAAUUUGAAGAGUCCAUGGAAAUUGAAAUAAACAUUUUUUAUAUGAGCUACUUAUCCCAAAUUGCCCUUUUUAGGGUUUUGUAGUCAUGUCCAAGGCUUUGCUCCGUGAUCGUUAGUGCUAGAAAGCUGCAAUUUGGCAUGGAUACCUACUAAAUCAUGCAAUGCGACAGAACGAUAAAAUAAAAACUAUAAAAAAUUUUUAGGGUACCUCCCAUACUAAAUAAAUAAAUACUUUCAAUGAAAUCUAUAGCGAACAUGAUCGGUCCAAUCGUUUUUGAGUUAUUGCAAAAAAUCUUCUCUUAGUAAAAAGACGUACAAAGCGCUGCAAAGGUAGGUACUCCCCCAUGCUUGUAAUGUACAUGAUACUUACUAAUAGCCCCCGUUUGGCCUAUUUUGACAGAAUGGUAACUACGAAACCCUACACCGAGCAUGGCCCGACAUGCUCUUGGUCGAUUUUUUUGUCCGUUAACUGUAAAACAUAUUUACCAUGGACCCUUCAAUCGUAUACAUACAUAAUAAAACACUGCUGAUAUGUAGAAUUGUGUAGCUUGUAUUAUUGAAUUGGUGGAUCAACUAGUUCUUGUCAUUUUUCUCUCAGUCGGGAUCUAAAAAUUUACGUUGAAAAUACGUUACACAUUCUACUCACACGCUUGAUGACCUAUGUAAGCUCAUGGUUAACACAAAAAAUAAUGUUGUGUGAAUUAAAAUCCUCUAAAAUCAUGUUUCUUUUUAAUUGAUCUAGGAGAUCUCACCGUGGUAACGAGAAGCAAGUAUAAGUUGAUCCAGCCAAAUAGACUUAGCCUUAACAAAUGCGCAGGUAGUGGGCACUCGAUACCGCUGUGAUAUUAUGGGUAUACCACAUUGGUGGCAGUUUUGUUUGCUGGCGCUUCGGGUAAUCAAUUUCAAAUUAUUUCUUAUCAUAGUAUUUUGUUCAGCUGUUAAGCUCGUACUCACACUUAGCGCUAAAAUCGCAAGACAAAAUGCAAGGUGCGGAAAAUUAAUAUGUAAAUCGACACCACAUUUGCGCGUAGACGUAGAGUCAAAAAUAUUUGAGGGCAAGCCGGAGCUAAAUAUGCUCUCAUUUAACGCAGUAAAGGGAAAUCUUAACUAUCUAAAAAAAAUACAUGCCGGUGGGAGUUGAGUUCCUUGGAUGCUUCACCACUGUACUUGAAACUUUACUUUGUAUUAUUAGUAAAUUUUGUAUUAUUUAAACUCAACUACCUGACCCUAUUACUCCUUUUACUGCUUUUUUCUUUCGUUUACAAAAAAUAAUAUGAGUUUUGUAGAAAUAUUUGAUGGAAUCGAAGCGCCAUUGUUAUUGUUGCUCACAUUAAAGUAGUGUAUUUUUGUACACAGUUAAUGUUGUACAUAAUUCAGAUUGUUCAGCUAUUUUCGCGAUUGUUUUAAAGCAUUUAUUAGCACCUCAGCUUAGCUGAAGCGGCGUGGUUUGUACACUGUGUCAUCAUCAUCAUCAUCAUCUCAGCCUAUAUACGUCCCACUGCUGGGCACAGGCCUCCUGUACACUGUGUAAUAUAAUUAUAAUAUAAUAUUUUCAUACAAA